AUGGAUAGCUAAUUUUUCCUCACUAAACAAUGGUUUAUUGAUUCUCAUUAAGGGAAUAUCAAGGAUUAGUAUCACUUUAAGGAGAGAUUGGGAGCAGGAGGCUUUGGAGUUGUGUAUUUAGCAGAACAUAAAAAGAAUGGUAUUUUCUUCGGAAGUUAAAAAGCAUUUAGUGAUAUCAAGCCAGAGAACUUUUUAUUAAAGUAUAAGGAAGAUAUAACCAAUGUCAAGCUGAUCGAUUUCGGACUUUCUAAUGAUUACUCAGAUGCUAAAGUUAUGUAAACUCCUGUUGGCUCUCCCUAUUAUAUCGCCCCUGAGGUAUUUGACUCAUCUUAUGAUUCUAAGUGUGAUUUAUGGUCAAUGGGUGUUGUUCUUUAUAUAUUAUUAUCAGGUAAAGUACCAUUCCCUGGGGAGUCCAAUAAAGAAAUUAUCGAAAAUGUAACUAGUGGGAAAUAUCAUUUCGCUCAUGAAGAAUUCAAAGUAGUUUCUUCCUAGGCAAAGGAUUUGAUAAGUAAGCUACUGAUGAAAGAUGCCUCUAAAAGAUAUACUGCUGCUGAUGCUUAUAAUCACCCAAUGAUAUAAAAUAUUGAAAGCAAUCUUGAUGUAUCCAUCGCAUCAGAAGCUUUUGAUAAUAUGAGGAAAUUCAUUGAGGCUGCAAAUUUCAAAAAGGCUACAUUAGUCUAUCUUGCCUCAAAACUACCUGAGAAAAACUUAGACGAAUUGAGAAGGCUUUUUAUCUAAAUAGACAAAAAUGGGGAUGGAAAAAUAACUCUUGACGAGUUUGUCAAGGCUCUAGAAGGUUAUGGAUUAAAAUACUCUGAAGCAGAGACCAAAUAACUGAUGAAUAAACUAGACACAAAUCUGAAUGGAUGUAUUGACUACACAGAGUUCCUAGCAGGAUGUAUGAAGUCUAAAGUAUAUCUUUAAGAAGAGUAACUUAAGAAUGCGUUCUCUUAUUUCGACAAGGAUCAAAGUGGAACUAUAAGUCUCGAUGAAUUGAAGCAGGUCCUUAGAAAAGGUGAGGUAGGACUCUCUGACACAGAGCUAGAGAAGAUUUUGAGGCAAGUAGAUGAAAAUAAGGACAAUCAGAUAGACUACAAUGAGUUUAUAGAGAUGAUGAAAAAUGAUCUUACUGUCAGAUUAGCUGUUUACAAUUCCAAGCUUUCAGACUUGCUCAUUUACAGACCUUAAUGCAAUAUCUUCUGA
Molecule: messenger RNA, 1203 nt
Organism: Stylonychia lemnae
Lineage: Eukaryota; Ciliophora; Spirotrichea; Sporadotrichida; Oxytrichidae
Source: the annotation of a GenBank genome assembly